AUGGCUGAAUCAACCAGUAAGAUACGUAAUGUUCUUAAACCUGAUGAGAGUGUAAAUGUACCUCGUUAUUUAUCAUCGAAGCAAAUUCUUGUUCAAGUUUGUGCUGCUGCUAUUAAUCCAAUCGAUCGGAAGAUUUUAAAUGGAAGAUUAUCACUUGUUACUUGGUAUUCAUUUCCUCAUACACCAGGUACAGAUGGUGCUGGGAUUGUUGUUGCUAUUGGUUCAGGAGUGAAACGUCUUCAAAUUGGUGAUCAUGUUUAUGGAGAUCUUACCAUUCAUGGCGGAAGUUAUGCUGAAUAUGUUCGUAAAGAUGAAUCAAUCUUUUCGUUGAAACCAAAAAACUUAACAAUGGAAGAAGCAGCAGCUGUACUUUUAGCAUGUGAUACUAGUUAUCAAGCAUUGUGCAAAAAAGAAUGUUGCACAUUUGGGAAUCAGUUCCUACGAUUCCGGAAUUACAACUACUCCCUUCACCCUCACAUAUCAUCUCCCCUAUACACGACCGAAUUCCGUUCACGGAAUUCCCGAAUCGUAGGAAUCGAUUCCGUAGGUGGAACAGGUUCCUAA
Adineta ricciae is the source of this 564-nucleotide messenger RNA. The record is from the annotation of a GenBank genome assembly. NCBI's taxonomy places the organism in Eukaryota, Metazoa, Rotifera, Eurotatoria, Adinetida, Adinetidae.